This is a messenger RNA of Stegodyphus dumicola, 1923 nucleotides long. Its product is annotated as DNA polymerase kappa-like. Gene Ontology annotation, molecular function: damaged DNA binding; DNA-directed DNA polymerase activity. NCBI's taxonomy places the organism in Eukaryota, Metazoa, Arthropoda, Arachnida, Araneae, Eresidae. Gene Ontology annotation, cellular component: nucleus. Gene Ontology annotation, biological process: error-prone translesion synthesis. The record is from RefSeq and is a predicted model, not a curated record.
UUACUGUUUAUUUAUCACACGGAGUGUACUCCGUUCCGUAGGUUAUCAUUAUGCUUCCGAAGAAAUUUGUUGAAAUUUUUGAAUUUCGAUGAUACAUGAAAAUUUUAAAAUUAAGAUAUUUUAUAAGAAGGCUUUUACCGAAGGAUGCAUUAGUAACCAUAAAAUAUUUUGGAAACUUUAAUAAAAAUAAUCCUUUUACUGAAAAAUUUAUAUAUUUUUAAUUGACUCUGAUAUUUGUAAUGAAUUUUCUCAAUUUAUUUCUCUCAUAUCUGUUUUACUCUAAAAUUUGCUAAAAUGGAAGGCGUAAAAACCAUGCAGUUAAAUGAUCAAAAAGCUGGGAUGCAAGGUUUAAAUAAAGAAAUAAUAAAUAAAAUUAUUUUUGAGGCAUCUAAAGGUACCCCAUACUUUGCAUUUCAAGAAAAGAGACAAAAGUCUAUUGAUGCUAAAGUUAAAGAAUUGCAAUCUAAUAUUAAAAAGAUCACAGAAGUACAAAAAAAAGCAUCAUUAGAAAAGAUGACAGCUUUAGGAGUGGUCUUAGAAAGUGAAAGAAAUUUAAAUCAUUCAAUAGUGCAUAUUGAUAUGGAUGCGUUUUAUGCUGCCGUUGAGAUGCAAGAUGAUCCUAAUCUUGCUGAGAAACCUAUGGCUGUUGGUUCAUUAUCAAUGCUGUCCACAUCAAAUUACCAUGCUAGGAAGUAUGGUGUGCGUGCUGCAAUGCCUGGUUUCAUUGCAAAGAAGUUAUGUCCAGAGCUUGUUAUAGUACCUUGCAAUUUUACUAAAUAUAGGAAAGUAAGUGAUAAAAUUCGAAAUAUUGUGAAAGAUUAUGAUCCUGAUUACUGUGGUGCUAGUUUAGAUGAAGUAUAUUUAGAUUUAACAAACUAUAUUAAGAAGAAAUACAAGAUGAAACUUCAUAACGGAAACUGUCUGAGAAACUACCAUGAAAAUUCAGCUUCUGAAGGUGAAUUUGAUGCUGUAAUUCGCAUUGAAGAAAACUGUGAAAAAUGCUUGAGAUGUUGUCAAAUUAUUUCUGUUGAAGAGCGAGAUGCAAUGGCUUAUGAGAUUGUUAAAGAAAUUAGACAGAAAGUAUAUGACUCAACACAGUUAACUGCUAGUGCAGUCGGGGAGUUACCUAUUUGUCUUGACCUGAAGAAAUUUGUCUCAGAACUGUCCGAUCAGAAUGUCAGUGCUGUAAGGCGUAUCAAGAGAUGCAAAGCAAAGCUGGUCAAUACGAAACACACGAAAACUCUACUGAAACCAGGAAAGCAAACUAAACUUUCGAAGGUUCUAGCAAUUUUUAGGAAAGACAAUAUUGUAGGUGAACGUGCCAGUGGAGGUGUAAGUCUCCUUGCCUCACUAGACUACCCAAGCAAUUCACUUCCUUUAAUUACAAGCCUUCAAGUUGUUGCCAUCCAAAUAAAUUUAAGGACCCUGGUUUCAGUUUGUUCUGUUUAUUUGCCUCCAAAUGUCCACAUUGAUCAAAGGGAUUUGGAUAGUCUAAUAGAGCAACUGCCUGAACCUUUUGUCAUAAUAGGCGACUUUAACGGCCAUAGUUUGCUUUGGGGGAACAAGGAUACUAAUCCUCGAGGUAGACAAAUCGAGAUAAUGAUUGAAGAUCAUUCUCUUUGUCUCCUAAACAAUGGAAAAGUUACCUACUUCUAUGAGCCUACAAAGACUUUUCACGCUCUAGACCUUGCCAUCUGUUCACCAUCUCUUUUGCCCUUUUUCACUUUUGACGUUGGGAAUGAUCUCCAUAAUAGUGAUAAUUUUUCUCCUUUAGUUUCAAAUCCCAUAUCAAGAUCUCCUCGAUUUAUACUUGAGAAGGCAGACUGGCAGCUCUUCUCAUCUCUUGCAGAGCUCACAGAAGAGAUGGUGGAAGGUGUGGAAAUCGAUGAUGCAGUGAAAGCCGUUGCUGAUAAAAUAAUGUAG